Penicillium robsamsonii is the source of this 381-nucleotide messenger RNA. RefSeq lists its product as uncharacterized. Lineage: Eukaryota; Fungi; Ascomycota; Eurotiomycetes; Eurotiales; Aspergillaceae. Bases 1 to 381 code for a protein of 126 amino acids. The record is from RefSeq and is a predicted model, not a curated record. The transcript has 2 exons.
AUGAAUCGCAAAGAAGAAGCCCGAACAUGGGCGUCCGCUGAUCAGGGACUUUUCUGGCGUUGUGCAGAGCGGGGAGAUCAUGCUGCCGUCCUAGUGCCGGCUGCUCGACCUUUCUCCGAACUAUCACGGGUGGGGGUCACGGGCUCAAUCGAUUACUCUGGUCUCAGCCCGGAUGAAGUCAGGAAGCACUACCGUGGUGCCGUGGCGUAUGUCCCCGAGGACGAUGUGCAUUUCCCAACCCUGACCGUGCGUCAAACCCUCGAGUUUGCCCUCCCCCUCUCUUUCUCUUUCAACACUUCAUCAAACCGACACAUGCUGUUUGGCUUUUUUUCCCCCUACCUCUCGUCUGAUACAUUUCUACUGGGUUGCCAUUCAGUGUAA